Messenger RNA from Orcinus orca (killer whale), 2101 nucleotides. RefSeq names its product TNF superfamily member 11 (gene TNFSF11). NCBI's taxonomy places the organism in Eukaryota, Metazoa, Chordata, Mammalia, Artiodactyla, Delphinidae. The record is from RefSeq and is a predicted model, not a curated record. Gene Ontology annotation, molecular function: tumor necrosis factor receptor binding. The coding region runs from base 30 to 998 and encodes 322 amino acids. Gene Ontology annotation, biological process: immune response. The transcript has 5 exons. Gene Ontology annotation, cellular component: membrane.
GAGCGCCGGAGCGAGGCGGGCCGAGCGCCAUGCGCCGCGCCAGCCGAGACUACACCAAGUACCUGCGCGCCUCCGAGGAGAUGGGCAGCGGCGGCUCCGGCGCCCCGCACGAGGGCGCCCUGCACGCCCCGCCGCCGCCGCCCGCGCAGCCCGCCCCGCACCAUUCCGCCGCCGCCUCCCGCUCCACGUUCGUGGCCCUGCUGGGGCUGGGGCUGGGCCAGGUCGCGUGCAGCGUCGCCCUGUUCCUUUACUUCCGAGCGCAGAUGGAUCCUAAUAGAAUAUCAGAAGAUGACACUCACUGCAUUAAUAGAAUUUUCAAACUCCACGAAAACACGGAUUUGCAAGACACAACUCUGGAGAGUCAAGACUCAAAAUUAGUACCUGAUUCGUGUAAGAGAAUUAAACAGGCCUUUCAAGCAGCUGUGCAAAAGGAAAUGCAACAUAUUGUUAAAUCACAACACAUCAGAGCAGAAAAAGCCAUGGUGGAAGGUUCAUGGUUAGAUCUGGCCAGAAGGAACAAGCCUGAGACUCAGCCCUUUGCCCAUCUCACGAUUAAUGCCAUUGACAUCCCAUCAGGUUCCCAUAAAGUGAGUCUGUCCUGCUGGUACCAUGACCGAGGUUGGGCCAAGAUCUCCAACAUGACUUUCAGCAACGGAAAACUAAUAGUUAACCAAGAUGGCUUUUAUUACCUGUAUGCCAACAUCUGCUUUCGACAUCAUGAAACUUCGGGAAACCUCACUGCGAAUUAUCUUCAGCUAAUGGUGUACGUCACCAAGACCAGCAUCAAAAUCCCGAGUUCUCAUACCCUCAUGAAAGGAGGAAGCACCAAAUACUGGUCGGGGAAUUCUGAAUUCCAUUUCUACUCCAUAAACGUUGGGGGAUUUUUUAAGCUACGGUCUGGUGAGGAAAUAAGCAUUGAGGUAUCCAACCCUUCACUACUGGAUCCAGAUCAAGAUGCAACGUACUUUGGGGCUUUUAAAGUUCGAGAUAUAGAUUGAGCCCCAUUUGAUGAAGCGUUUUCACGUGUUUCCUAGGAUGUAUAGAAAACUUUAAAAACAAGCCAAGAAAGAUAUAUGUAGGUGUGUGAGACUACUAAGAGCUAUGACCCACAGGGUACGAGAAGACCCAUGCCUUUGACUCUGUAGGGAGCGAAUGUAUUUACAGCCAAUGGGAGAUGUUGGACUCAAGGUGUGUUACGAUCUAAGGGUUUUCUUACACAGUGGUUUUUAAAUUUUGUAAUGAAUUCCUAGAAUUAAAGCAGAUUGGAGCAAUUAUGGUUGCCUUUUUGAAAAACUGCCUUUGGGCUAUGGGAGGGGUUAAUUCUCUGUCUCUAAUCCGUGGUUAGGUGCCACGAUGCAGCUGAAGUGGAAAGGGGGUCAUUUAAUUGCAAACUGAUGACCAUCUGAAGGGUUAAAUUCUUUUGAAUUGUUACAUCAUGCUGGAACCUGCAAAUAAAUACUUUUUUCUAAUGAGGAGAAAAAAAUAUAUGUAUUUUUAUAUAAUAUCUAAAGUUAUAUUUCAGAUGUAAUGUUUUCUGUGCAAAGUAUUGUAAAUUAUAUUUGUGCUAUAGUAUUUGAUUCAAAAUAUUUAAAAAUGUCUUGCUGUUGACAUAUUUAAUGUUUUAAAUGUACAGACGUAUUUAACUGGUGCACUUUGUAAAUCCCCUGGGGAAAACUUGCAGCUAAGGGGAAAAAUGUUGUUUGCUAAUAUCAACUGUAUGAUACUUCUUCAUUCUUUUUAACUUAAUAGAUUUUUCAGAUUUCUCAAGUCUAUUUCCAAAAAAUUAAAAUGGAUGCCUUGAAUAAUAAGCAGAAUGUUGGCCACCAGGUACCUUUCAAAUUUAGAAGCUAAUUGACUUUAGAAAGCUGACAUUGCCAAAAAGGAUACAUAAUGGGCUACUGGGAUCUGUCAACAGUAUUUAUAUAAUUAUUGAACAGGUGUUUUUUUCUACAGGUGCUGCAAAUUGUAAAUUUUUUUCAUGGAAAAGUUAUCAGUGGCUUAUAGCAAAAAAAAAAUUCCAUUUUUAAUUUAGUGGAAGUUAUUUUAUACUAUACAAUAAAAACAUUGCCUUAGAAUGUUAUUUUUUUUUUUUGGUAUGAAA